Messenger RNA from Daldinia vernicosa, 3341 nucleotides. RefSeq names its product microtubule associated protein-domain-containing protein. The transcript is spliced from 3 exons. NCBI's taxonomy places the organism in Eukaryota, Fungi, Ascomycota, Sordariomycetes, Xylariales, Hypoxylaceae. Bases 392 to 2659 code for a protein of 755 amino acids. The record is from RefSeq and is a predicted model, not a curated record. Gene Ontology annotation, molecular function: microtubule binding. Gene Ontology annotation, cellular component: cytoplasm; spindle; mitotic spindle midzone. Gene Ontology annotation, biological process: mitotic spindle midzone assembly; microtubule cytoskeleton organization.
CCUCGGCCGGCCUCUAAAAGCGAGACACAUCAUCUUAUCAACUAUCAACUGCGAAAUCGCUUGCAUCACUUGCAUUUGCAUUGAUCCUUUGCAAAAAAAUAUUCCCCGGAGGCCACUUGCGCAUGCAAAACGCACAACAUCGCUUUGGCGUAACUUGAUCGCCUGGGAUGCGCCGACUGACCUCACCAAGCUUCUAGGUUACCAAACUAGAAAAUACUCAUUCGUUAACUUGACCAGAUCUUCUUGAUAUCGAACCACAAUCUGCGGUAAGGCCAGUGCGUCACCGCUUGCAAGCUUGAAAUCUGCUUGACCUCCCUAACAAAACUUGGAUACAAUUCAUGAAUACAAACAAUUAGGCAUCUGGCCAUCUGCUACUGGUAUCGCAUUCAAGAUGGACGCGGGCUACCUUUCUCAGCAGGUUAACACCAUAAUCGGUCAGCUCCAUGGCCUCUUCGACGAGAUUGGCGUUGCUAGUCAUGAUCGCGAAACCAGAGAAUCGGAGCUCUUCGCAGCGCUCUCCGAGACUUUGAACAAUCAGGUGAAACAGGUAACGCUAGAAAAGAAGGAAUUAGUCGAAGAGGCGCAAAGACUUAUUACUACAAUCCGCCAAAUGGAAGCAUCCCUUGACGGUUCCAGGUCACAACGCAGCUACACUCCCGAGAGUGAUGAUCUUCGGGUCACUUUUCCGCUCACAAGAUGCUUAACGGUGUUAAAAGAGAAGCAUAUGCAGAUAAGCAAGCUUCACCGUGAACGAUUCGAGCAAGUUAAGAAGCUCGUACAGGCAUUAGAGUCUUACUCUUCUCAUCUCGAACCUACAUUCAUAAAUAUUACUUUACCACCCACGGGUCCGAAUCAGUCUAUUCCCCCGAAUUUCGAUCUUUCCCCUUCAUACGUUAAUAAGUUAGACGACGAAUUUACGCGAGUCUACGAAGAAUAUACCCGACGUGUAAAUACAGUCAAGUCUCUGUCGGAACAUAUUAUCCAACUAUGGGCAGAGCUUGGUACGCCUCAAGCUCAAACCGACGGUGCGAUUGUAAAGUAUUAUCGCGAUGCCCCUGAGCAGCUCGGCCUGCACGAAGAAGAUCUAUCUAGACUUCGUAAUAAGAGAGACAAGUUGGCGGAGGAGAAGAAAAAUCGCGAAAAGCGUCUCAAAGAUCUCAAGGUGUCCGUUGCGGCGCUUUGGGAGAAGCUGGGUGUCGAUGAAGCGGAACGUAAGGCGUUCCUAAAUGGCAACCGCGGCUGCGGCGUCCGACAGAUCAACGAAUUUGAGGACGAAUUAGCUAGGCUGAACGAGCUUAAGCGUCAGAACUUACACUUGUUUGUGGAAGAUGCGCGAUGCAAACUCCAGGAGCUAUGGGAUGCGCUGUACUAUUCAGAGGAUGAGAUGCUCGAAUUUACGCCGGCUUUCUCUGACGUUUACAGUGACGCGCUACUGGAAGCUCACGAACGCGAGAUCACUCGACUUGAGACUUUACGGGAACAGCGAGCACCUACCCUAGCCUUGGUUGAGAAGCAUCGUACUCUUGUUCACGAUCGAGAUGAGCUUGCAGCAUCCAGUCAAGAUGCAUCCCGACUUAUGAUGCGCGGCCAAAAAGGAGAAAGGCGAGACCCAGGAAAGUUAUUGCGCGAGGAGAAGAUGCGAAAGAGAAUUGCCAAAGAGCUUCCUAAAGUUGCUGCAGAGCUUGCCAAAUUACUAGAAGAGUGGGAGGACGAAUACGGUCGCCCAUUCCUUGUAUUCGGGGAGAGAUACCUCGAUCUUCUAGAACCCGAAGCUCCCAGACAGCUACCAGGCCCAAGAUCGAAGACCCCUGCAGGCCCUCCGCCGUCGGCAAACAAGGUGCAGAAAUCAGCGCCGCCACCUAGCCGCACCAACAGUAAUGCUAGCAAAGCGGGUACUUUUCCGAGAUCGAAAACGCCGGUAGUGAAUGGUAACGGCAACGGCACAAUCAGGAGAGCACCUCCUGGCAUGCAGGGACCCAAGGACCCCAAGGGCAGCCCAUCCAGGAUACCAGCUCGCGCUCCUUUAUCUAAUCUAAAGCACGGUAACAAUUCUCCCGAAAGACCCCGGCCAGAAUCGCGGGUCCAAGGCGUAUUACGCCCUGGACAUCCGCUCUCGCGCGCUCCUCCGCCUAAGAUGAGAGACCUAAACUCGCCUCCCGAAUUAGAGACCCCAGUAAAUCCCUACCGAAACGUGGGGCUUGGUUCAAGCACUCAUAUCCGAGCUGUUGAGCCGGACGAUGUGUAUGAUGAUCGAGCGUACGAGCGAGACUCGUACCAAAGUUAUUCAAGAUCUCAGUCGCAUCAAGAUCCGCAUAUGUCAAUACAAAGUGAGCGACUUGCACAGUCAUCCUACCCUCAAGCACCUCCUCCGAGACAGAUCUCGAAUACGUCUACGGUGGUAACUGGAUCUGAAAACUGGGAGACGUAUGACGAUAAUUCGGAGCCGGAGGCGGACGCAUCUGAUGCAUACUACGCCAAGGUACGAGCAGCAAGAGGAAAGCGAUUCACACCAGAAGACCCAUACUCACGACAGCAAGCAAAUGUACCGAAGCGAUAUCGAGGUAUCCCGCCCCAAAUGCCACCUGGGCACGGUACGAUAGAUGCCGAAGGCAAUCGUAUCAUUUCGGGCAGCGAGUGGACUGAUGAAGAUGCCUACUAAGCAUUUCACUGCUCUUCCUGCUAAACUAUUAACGAGCGAUAACGAGCAAUUACGAGCUUUGAGAGUUACGCAACCCACCGUUACGAUUUAUGUGACGCUUCUCACAACCUGUCAGCGAUGGCGCUCUUCCGGAUUCUUUUACAUAAUAUUCUUGUCACGUUUUGAUACUGUUUCUGAUUUGCAGACACCGGUUUUUGCUUCUUAUGUCUUAUUCCGCUUCUUGUAUUUGUCUUUAAUUGCAUUAUGAUGUCGUUCGCCGCGAGGCCACCUAGGUGAAGUCCUAACAUGGCGAACUUGACGUUUGUCAAAGCUGGUCGAUAGCACAUAGCACCCGAAUCGUGGUACUCAUGAUAGCUUUAACUUGCCUGGUAUUACAUACUCUCUGGAACAUAAUCGGAAAGGGGGUGAAAGGCGGAGGGUAAGCAGGCGGCUAAAGGGGGUGAGGAACAUUGGAAUCGGCGUCGGUUCAUAAGGCGUUCAAGAUGGGGGGCGAAUAGGCAUGUUGAGAUUCAUAUUCCGGCUUUUUUCGUCGUAGCUGAAAUUAAAAAGCCGGCUUGAAGCUGGUAUUUCCUCUUAAACGUGAAACCAUUAUAAUGUGAAAGUAGUUAUGUUUAUAAUUGUUAAUGUUUAUAAUUGCUAAAGUCGAGCCCAUCGACGAUAUACCCAUUUACUUGAUAUGCAG